AUGAGUGGAUUUCAGUUCCCGCCACCGCCGCCACCUCCUCCCAAACCCGCCGCUCCUUCCACCAACGUCAACACCAAUUUUCAUGGGAGUGAAGGCCGUGGACGGGGGCGAGGUAGAGGUCGGGGACGUGGUGGUCAGAGUCGCGGUAGUGGUGGCGGUCCUGUGCAACAGCGAGACCAGAGUCAACGGCACGGUGCACAUCAGCUUAUGAACGACACCUCAUCGCAACAUGGCACUCACAGUUCUGUCCCUGGCUACGCCGCCAAGGGCAACCAGGCCGAGCAACUUUCAUCUGCCAUGGCACCAGGCUUGCCUCCUGGGUCAUACAUAAAUCCUGCGUUCCAGCAACGUUUGUAUGCUAGUUCUACUAAUGUGUACUCUGACUACUUGUCCCAUCAUGCGCAGCCUCCUGCUCAACAAGCGUCUGGCUACCCUCCACGAGAUGCUGUGGGCCACAAGCGCAAACUCGAUGCCCUUCGCGGAUCGUCGCCUCAAGAGAAAAAGUCGAAGCCUCCAACAGCUCCAAGCGUACCAAGCUUUGGCGCUGCCCUUCAGCCACCAGGAAUGAAGAGACCCGAUCCUCGAAUAACAGACUCUGUUGCCAAGCGACCAGCGAACGUACUUGGCCUCACGCCGCAGGAAGGUCAGUUACAGUACUCUUCGGAUAGUGAGGUCGAGGAGGACGGCAUUGACGAAGAAGCCAUGUUUGCCGAGCUUGGCUCAAAUCUGACGUUUGAGCACAAUGGAACAGUCCUGUCACUCAGAAAUGCAGCAGAUCUCUCUGCUUGGAAAGCUGAACGGGCACGGAACUUCCCUACCAAGGCUCGCAUGGCUGCAAAGCUGCAACAGAAACGCCAGCUUGGCGAAGAGCGACAGAGGCUACUCACAGAGGCGAGUGAAGUCAUACGAUCCAUCAGGGCCCAGAGACUUCAAGCACGAACUGGAUCGUCUGCUAAAGUCCACAAUGCCGAGUCAAAAGCGCCACAGGGCGAAACAUCUGUCAGUCACGACACCAGAAGUCAAAGGAAGCCCGAGAUUCUGCGCUCAAGCUCCGUGGAUAGGACCUCGACUCUUACCACGACACAGCAUAUUGACGACUCGGUCGCGCAGCAUAAAGUUUCAGCAAAUCUACUCGACGAGGCGUCGGCUACUGGUCCAGUAGGCCAAGCGGGCAAAGAGACGCUAGUGUUUCCUGACACUGGUGUUCUUGCCGCUCAGAAGACCGCAUUCGAUAAGCGCGCGAACGAGGAGGAGAAGAUCGAGGACUCGGACAAAGCGUCCGUUGUGUCGGAUGACUCGUCGAGCGUUUCCUCCGACUCUUCAUCAAGCGAAGACACUGACAAUGACGGACCGCCCGAGGAAGCAACAUCGAAAGUGGCAACAGUAACGCGAGGUGUGGUGUGUCGAUACUUUCUUGCCAGUGGCAACUGUAGAGAUGGAAACUUGUGCAGGUAUAAGCAUGAAUUGCCUGCUGGCUACAAGCAGCGGCAAAUCAAUGCCGCGCCGCAACAACAGGAACGAGAUCCGUACAGGCCACGACUUGACGACGUGCCCACUGCUCGAAAAACAAUCCACGACCGCCUGCUCGAGCAGGAGCAGACUAAGGAGGAAGAGCUGGUACUGCAGGUGAUCAAGUAUCUGGGGAAAGUCGGCUUGUUUGCGAAGAAGCAGUGA
Molecule: messenger RNA, 1674 nt
Organism: Fulvia fulva
Lineage: Eukaryota; Fungi; Ascomycota; Dothideomycetes; Mycosphaerellales; Mycosphaerellaceae
Exons: 1
Coding region: 1-1674 (557 amino acids)
Biological process (GO): box C/D snoRNP assembly
Cellular component (GO): nucleus
Molecular function (GO): metal ion binding; RNA binding
Source: RefSeq, a predicted model, not a curated record